Molecule: messenger RNA, 11699 nt
Organism: Sinocyclocheilus anshuiensis
Lineage: Eukaryota; Metazoa; Chordata; Actinopteri; Cypriniformes; Cyprinidae
Exons: 29
Coding region: 200-11302 (3700 amino acids)
Molecular function (GO): protein binding
Source: RefSeq, a predicted model, not a curated record
GCUUCCUAUGGCAAGCCUUCACUUUGACAUUUGGAGCAUGUGUGAAUGAGGCGCGGGGCGCGGAGCUGCCGUCCCUCAAACAUCGGGGUAGGCGAAGUGACACAGCAAUUCCCACGAUGUAUUUUUAAUUCACCAGUCUCUUCUGUGAGGAAUUGUCUAAUAUAAGUGCAGUGAGGAAUUGUCUAAUAUAGGUGCAGUCAUGACAUCGGUUUGGAAGAGGCUUCAGCGCGCUGGCAAAAGAGCGUCGAAGUUUCAGUUUGCCGCGUCCUUUCAAGAACUCACCGUAGAGUGCACUAAGAAGUGGCAGCCAGACAAACUGCGAGUGGUUUGGACCAGACGAAACAGACGCAUAUGCAGCAAGCUUCAUGGCUGGCAACCAGGUAUCAAGAACCCAUACAGGGGGACUGUGGUUUGGCAGGUUCCUGAGAGUGUGGACAUCACUGUCACUCUUUUUAAGGAUCCAAAUGCAGAUGAAUUUGAGGACAAAGACUGGACCUUCAUCAUAGAGAAUGAAACAAAGGGCCACCGAAAGGUUUUAGCGUCAGUGGAUGUGAACAUGAAGAAGUACACAAGCGUGACCCCGGCUCAGUUUGACCUGGCGCUUACACUAAAGCCUCUGUCUGUGAAAGUGUUGGAUGCCACACUUAAACUCACACUGUCCUGUGUCUUCCUGAAGGAGGGCAAAGCUACUGAUGAAGACAUGCAAAGUCUGGCGAGUCUGAUGAGUUUGAAGCAGUCCGACAUUGGAAACCUGGAUGACUUCAAUGACAGCGAUGAAGAGGAGGACAGAAGAAUGAGUGCAGCAGUGAAAAUGGCCACAGCAGUAAUAGCUCCUCUUCCUCCUGCUAGGAGAAUACAUGACAAAGCCUGGAGACCUGCUGUAGACACAGGUCCCUCUGACACAGAGCAACACAGACAGUUAAGUGUAUUAGCAGAGGAGGAAUGUCCCAAUACAGUGUCUUCUACUGAUGAGGAUGCAGACGCUAAGCCCACAGAUGUUCAUCAAAACCAUGAACCUCACCCUCGCAGAGCCGGAGUCAUCAGUAUAGCCAACCAAAAACCAAACAGCAGUAUGGACAAGCAACGGCCUGUUUUUGGACUUGAGGUUGUGCGGCCUGCAAAAGGACCAGAGAGUAUGACCUCUCUGCUGCCCAGUGACCAAAAGUCACCUUCUAUCACUGAUGUCACAUAUUUUGAGCUGCCAGAAUCCGAGCUGUCUGAUACAGAUAGAGUACACCCCCACGCAGCCCUCAAAAAUGUUGCAGAACAUGCUGCGGUCCCUACAUUCACCGGCCCAUUAACUGAGGUCCAGAUCAAUCAGUCAGAGAAGUCACAGAGCUCUGCUGAGCUGGCUGUUUUACACUCAGCUGCACAUGAGCAGACAGAAGAUGAGACGAUUCCUCAUAAAGACAAGACAGAGCCCUUUCAAAGUAGCGUUCAACUAGCAGAAAUACAAGCGCAAGAGGCCAGCCCAGAAUCUGUGCCGCAGCUGCUCUCAAAUACAGAAAUGUCCCAGUCAGAUCAUACUAAUGAAGGCACCAAAAGCAUGGCCGCUUUGCUGCCCUCUUGCCCAAAAGAGUCCCAUUCUCCUUGGUCACCAUCCAUAUUAGCUGAUGACACAGCUGAGAAUCAAAUAGGAGACUUAUUUGUAGACCGACUACCUUGGAUGAAACAGGAAAGAGAAGAGCCUAAUUUUGACAGCUCUCCAUCUGUUCCCAGUAUGAUAUAUCUUCUUCCAGCCUGUCCGAGAACUGCUUUUGCACCUGGGAUGCCAUCUAUAACCUUUCAAGACACAAAGUGGCCUUGGGAUGAGUCUGUGAAGAUACUGAAAGAGUACAUUCAAAAGGAGAAAUCGGCAAAAAUUAUUCAAGAUAUGGAUUGCUCAUUGUAUGACCAAAGCACUGUGGAAAAUAUGGUAUCCCUACAGUUAACUUGUCCAAGAGCUGCCAGCAUCCCAGGAUUCCCAUCUUUGCCGUUCUAUAUGGUCAAUCUUCUUCCAUUAUGUCCAGAUGUCUCCGUAGUUCCAGGUUUAUCUUCAAGAUAUCCAGUCAUUUGCACAGAUGAAAGCUGGCCUAAAGAGAAUCUAGUAUUUUAUUUGAGGAAAAGCAAGGAACAGAUUUUGCCAAUGUCUUCAAUGAAGAUGGAUUUUGAAACUGCAAGAAAAAUGGUUGCAUUGAGAUCAUCUUGCUCAGCAGCACCCAAGACUCCAGGAUUUCCAUCUGCUCCAAAACCAGUUGCACCAAGUAUGGUCAGGUUUUUACCAUGUUGUCCAAAGAUUUCCUGCAUUGCUGGAUUUACAUCUGCAAAAGAACUUGCCAGUCAAAAUGUCUUCCAACAGUGGCCACUCAACAAUCAAUCAUCUGUGAUAAUAGCACAAAGGAACCAGUCCAGUUUGCCUCAAGUUCUAAACAUACUGAAAGAGGACCAGUUAACAGAGAUGGUGAACUUAGUACCAUCUUGCCCAAGAAAAGCAUGUACUCCUGGUUUUCCAUCUGCACCAAAACGAAAACAAGACAUUGCUUUCUGUAUGACAAAACUCCUACCUCUAUGUCCAACAGCCUCUUGUGUCACUGGAAUAUCAGCUAUAAACAUUCUUACAAGCACUUCAGAUUCAUUUAAGGAGUGGCCAAAGGACAUUAAACCAUUUUGGAUGAAGACACUAGCAUCUCAGCCGUGUCAUUUAAUCUGUCCAUGUCCAACUCGGUAUGAAGUUACAGAAAGCAAUAUGCUGUCAUUGAUACCAUCAUGCCCAAGAAAAGCAAGAACACCUGGAUUUCCUUCUGCACCGUGGCUCAUCCCUGAAACACAAAUAAUGUCUGGUACUCUAUCAGCAUGCCCACAGACGGCUAAAACACCAGGCUUUCCCUCUUUAGUUCAAAGCAAAGUUGAUAAAACUUUGGUAAAUAAUUGGCUUUUUAAGGAGAAAGCUCUUUGUAUGAGGUGUCUGCCAGUGUACACAUUUGACAAGCUAGACAUUGCUUAUCAGGACAAAGAGAGUUUUAAAGGAAUGUAUGCUAUUUUGCCAAGUUGUCCAGUGAAAGCAAGUGUCCCAGGCUUUCCAUCUGCACCAAAGCCCAAAUUAAUGGUUUAUCUUUUCCAUUCCUUCCCAACAGUCUCAAAUGUACCUGGGAUGCUAUCAAGCAUAAUAUCUGAGGUGGAAUUACAGUGGCCUGUAAAUAAAAGGCCAUUAUGGGUAAAACAAUUAAGCAGAAAGAUUCAGUCCAUACAUGCUGUUCCUCCUCAGUACAGAGAAAUAAAGGAUAAAGCCUUCAUUAAGCAUAUGGUGGCGUUGCGCCCAACUUGUGCAAUCAGUGCUAAAUUGCCUGGCUUCCCAUCUGCUCCAAGAAAAAUAACUGAAAAGAAAGCACCAGAUAUGGUCUCCCUCGUGCCAUCUUGUCCACAUUUUUCAAAGGUAUUAGGUAUGCCGUCUGUUGACUUGGGAAAUGAAGCAAUAGAUUCAAGUGCAUGGAUUCUGGAUGCAAAGCAACUGUACAAGAGGUCCUCAAAGAAUGAGUCCGAUAUGAUGUGUUCUUCGUUGAAUGACAACCAUCUGAAUUUCCACAUAGAAGACAUGGCUAUGAUUACGCCAUCCUGUGCAAAGCAAUCCAAUAUCCCUGGUUUUCCAUCCAAAUAUCCAGAAUCUCCACAUAUGCUUUAUCAUGCAAAUAAUACCCAAGCGUCACCAGAAGAUGUUGGCCAUAAACAAGAAACUUCAACUGUGCUUAGUCCAGCAGAUACUGAGAUAGACCUGUCCAGUGCAAACAAUUCUGACAAUAUUAUUGCAUUAGAGAAGGCCAAGGAAAAUGUGAACUUUUGGGCAAGAUGUGAGGAAGGACAAAAGGGAAUUCUGGAGAGGGGGAAAAUGCAUUGCAGAAUGUGGCACGCCAUACCAGACAUGCCACUAUUACUGACAGUUGAGGAGAGAUGUCAAAGCAUAAGUGCUCAGAUUCCACCUUCUGAAAAUUACAGAGACACUCUGGUUAAAAACGAUGACGUGGAUCAAGGUGUAUUAUGGACAUCCCAAGACAGUCCAGAAGAGUUUGCUGAAGGUUUUAACCAAGAAGAGACUACAAAAGAUCAUAAUAGAAUGGUACCUUCAACAGCUGAAGAUCAGCCUACAGGACUGCAACAAGAGUGUGUCCCAAACAUGGUAGAUCUUCUUCCAUCAUGUCCGCUGUUCACAAGAGUUUUUGGAUGUCCAUCAACAGCACUAUCUAGCAUAUGUAAAACAGACAUAAUCAACUGGCCUACUGAUUUAAGUAUAAUUUGGGAUGAGUCACGUAACUCACCAAAAAAUAUUUUAAUGCAAAACUUGGAAAAAUCCCCCUAUGAGGCAAAUAUGGUGUCCCUGACAUGCACAUGUCCAAAUGAAACAAGAAUUCCUGGCUUUCCAUCUGCUAAGAGACCCACAGAGGCCCCGUGUAUAUCUUUUCCAGAAACAUUUGUUGUUGUUGACACUUCUUCACAGACCCCAAUUCCAGAGGAAAAGCAUCAUGAGGAGUGGCUGAGUAUGGAAACAUCAUUAUUGGAAGAACAUCCUAAAGCAAUGCCAAUUUUACACAUCGAAAGCCCAGUUGAGUAUUCAGAGACGACUAUAAUGAUGGUGGAUACAGUUCCAUCUUCAAAACUUGAUUUCACAUCUGCCCCAAAGAGUGAAGAAAUACUUAUUCAGUCAUGUGAAGAAUUAAUUCUUCAAGAGCCUACAAUUGCUAAAUCAGAACUGAGGGAUGAUUCAAAGCCUGCAAAUGAGAUAUUAACCUUUGUGUCUGAAAAUGCUGCACAAAUGCAGGGUAUCCUUGAAACCCAAGCAGAGCCAAAUAUGUUGGAGCUCCUUCCAUCCUGUCCGGUGCUUUCUAGAAUCCCUGGAUGUCCUUCUCUAAGGGUCCUUGAAGGCAUGGAGUGCAUUAGUGGUCAAGCUGUAAUCUUUUGCAAUUUAUUAAAAGAUAAACAGACUGGUAUUUUUGGCCCCAUUAAAGAUGAAAAAGGCUCCCAGAUUAUAGCUCUGGCACCAACAUGCCCAAAAGCAUCAUGUAUUCCAGGCUUUCCAUCUAGAUCACAUCGUAAAUCACAGAUGGAGCCGAACAUGCAAAACAUUUGUACCUCUUGCCCAGAGAUUUCGCAUAUAGCUGGUUGUCCGAGCAUCCAGACCCCUAAGAUGUCCAAUUGGCCUUUGAGUACAGUUAUUUUGUGUACAAAUCCAUUAAAGAAACCCCCUGUUGUUUUGGACAUGGACAAGAUAUGCAAAGAAAACGGUCAUAGAAUGUUUGCUUUGGCACCUACAUGUCCAUCAGUGGUCUGUGUUCCAGGUUUUCCAUCUGUGCCCGAGCCAAUAAUGCUGCACAUGCUUCCCACUUGCCCAGAGAAGUCUAAUGUUAUAGGAUUUUCUUCUAAAAAGGAGCAUUUAGAUUGGUUUGUUGACAAGAAAACAUUGUACAAUGUAUCUUUUAAAAAGCAACCUGUUGUUCUUAAUGACAGAGUUGAUUGGCUUAGUGAAUUAACUAAAAUAAUGUUUGCAUUGGCUCCAACCUGUCCAUCCAAGGAAAGAAUACCAGGAUUCCCACAUGCACACAAGCGCAAAGCUACACUUCCCGCCAGUAUGGCUGAUCUACAUCAGUGCAUUCCAAAGAAGUCAAGAAUCAUGGGAUUCUCAUCAAGUGAGGGAAUAAACGCAGUAACAUGGUUUGAGAAUGAAAGGCCCCUGUUGGAGAGGCCACUGAGAACGAGGUCAGAGCUGCUUGUCCAGUUUAAUUUCGCAACUCCGUAUAAAGAAAUAGACAAAAAUAUUUUGCAGAGGAUGUUUGCACUAGUACCCACCUGCCCAAGAGAAGCAUGCAUACCUGGUUUCCCUUCUCUACCUCAGGUUAAAGUGGAGGGUUUCUAUCUCCAUAAAGAACCAGAUGUAGUCAGCCUUUGGCAUUCUUGCCCAAAGUUUUCUUUUAUUGUAGGUGUUCCUACAGUAAGAUCUGUGCCCAUAGAAGAGUCUCAAGAAAGCAUAUGGUCCACUCAGAAGCCCAUAUGGGUUAAACCUCUUAAAGAAAGCCCGUUUUGGUCUUUAAGUUAUACAAAGGAUAAUGAAGAAUAUUCAAAAACCAUGUUCUUGCUUGCCCCUACGUGCCCCGAUAAGGCCAGAAAUGAUGGUUUUCCAUGCUCAGAAAGGCUUAAAAAAGAAGAGGGUCCAGUGAAAACUGUCUUCCCAACUUCUCCAGAGGCUCCAUUCUCUGCAACCAAUGAAACAGAUUUUAGUCACCUGGUCCCUGAAGUGCCAUGUUCCCCAGUUGAAGCAAGGCUUCCUAAUUUCCCAGAUGAAGCAAGGCUUCCUGAUUUCCCAGAUGCUUCUACGUAUGCAAUAUCUUCAUCAAGUACAACCCAAGAACACACCAAAUUUGAAGCCAAAUUCACCCAAUACAUAGAAUCUGAAAGAAAUCAAACACUGGAUAUAACAGGGCCUGAAAAUCCUAAAGAAAUAGGAAGUUCUUAUGAAAUGCCCUUGGCUGAAGGUAUUGAAAACCAUGAGGUGAAGUUUUUUCUGGAAGAGCAACAUGUUGGGGAGCAGUCAGCUAGUAAAACUCAUGAUACUGCAGAGCCUGGAGAGAAUGCUAUAGCGUUAGGAUGGGAAGUUUUGGAGGCAGAUGAUAAUUCCACUGAAAAAGAAGGAUCUUCUGGUCUUGUUAGGACUAUAGUUGAUGUCUUUCACAGAGGUUAUGAGACAGUUGCUGCAAUAUUGCAGCCCUCUAGCUCUGGAUCAGUCACAGACACGGACACUUUAGAUCCUCUCGACAGUCUUUCAUCCUCUGUGGAUCCCGAGGACAGCGCCACUCGCAUGGCCACUGGAUGUGAUCAUUCAUUGGAGGCACUCGUACAGGCAGCGGAGUCUGAGGUCUUUGAUUCUGCUGAACCCUACAUGUGGCGUUUGGUUGGUGGUUGUUCAGAAACAUCACUGUCAUCAAAAGAGACUGAAAGCUGGUUCGUUGAAGAUGAAGACUUUUGCCUAAUGAGGAAGUGGCCCCCUUUAACAGAGGCUGACCUUCAUGAGAUAAACAAAGAGGAGGAGGACAAAGCAGAUGUUGACUCAUUGAUACAGGAGUGUACAUCUUCGGUUCAAGAGGAAACUGGUAAUGAUGAGAUUGUGACAAAAAGUAAAAUGUUGAAGGAUGAGUUGUCAACCACACUAUUUCCAGAGGAGGGGCCACAACAUCAUUUUGUCCAAGAAGUCUCUCUUUUCAUCCAACGGACUAAGGACGAAUUGCUGGAUGAAGAAAAAACACCUAUGUCCUUACUGUCUUCAAUAAAUUCUCAUAACCCAAAGACUAUCACAGAACAGACUGUUUCAGCUUCAAAAGAACCUGUGCCACCAAGAAGGACUAAGAAGCAAGACAUUCUUCAAGAGACAUUUCCAUCAUCAUCACCAGUUUCCAACCCAGCUGAGCCAACUGCUCAGAGUGACAACAUCUGUGUCAUAAAACAAACUGAUCAUUAUUCUCAGAGUACAUCACAAAUUGUACAGCCAGAUACCCCACUCACAACCAUCCAGAGAUCUUCCGCUCUGGUAGAUGAGGGUACAUCUUUAGAAACGGAUCGCUUGACAGAUGUACCUGUCCCACUGACAAGCACUUCUUUUCCUGAUGGGACCUCUGUGAUAGAAGCAGCUGAAAAUGUAGUAAAAGUAUCCAAAAUUGAGAUUUCUUCACCAGAACCCAAAGAGAAGCCCACACCCAAAGAAAUUAUAACAUCAUGUCAUAGCAACAGCAAAGAAAAUGUUCCCCUAGUGCCUGCGGAAGACACAGUCACACAAUUACAUGCUCCUCAGAGGCGGAAGAAUAAAGCUCAAACCAGCAAUGUUGAUGAAGCUGUUGGAGAGUUUGAAGAAAAGAGUACAUUGUCUUCUGUCAUCACCAGUAUGUCCCAGUCUGAAGACAAAAGAAAGACCCAUGGUGGUGAUGAAUUGAGCAUGAAAGACCAGGUACAACUGGAUUUGAAUGUUCCUGAGGUGUCGGAAGUAAAAAUGCGAAUCAAAUGCACUGAUCUUCCAGUCCCAGUGCCACGUGUAAAGAAACGUCUCAGUGGAUCUUUUGCAGAUGAUCUUCCUUCUCCUUCAUCCACCCCUUUAUCUGAAGCAGAUCCAGGUAACAUUGUUCUCCAAACAGAAGACCAUCAAGAUUCAAGUCUUCCAGUCCCAGUGCCACGUUCAAAAAAACAUCUCAGUGGUUCUUAUACAGAUGAUCGCCCAGCCCCUUCAUCUCAAGCAGAUUCAGACAACAUUUUUCUCAAUACAGUAGACCAUCAAGAUUCAAGUCUUCCAGUCCCAGUGCUACAUGUGAAGAAAUGUCUCAGUGGUUCUUUUCCAGAUGAUCUUCCAGCCCCUUCAUCCACCCCUUUAUCUGAAACAGAUCAAGGUAAUAUUGAUCUCCAAACAGAAGACCAUCCAGAUUCAAGUCUUCUAGUACCAGUGCCACGUGUGAAGAAACGUCUCAGUGGUUCUUUCCCAGAUUAUCUUCCAGUCCCUUCAUCAACCCCUUCAUCUCAAGCAGAUUCAUACAACAUUGUUCACAAUAGAGAAGACCAUCCAGAUUCAAAUCUGCCACUUCCAGUCCCACGUGUAAAGAAACGUCUCAGUGGUUCUUUUCCAGAUGAUCUUCCAGCCCCUUCUCCCUCCCUUCCAUCGCAAGCAGGUUCAGAUAGCAUUGCUCCCCAAACAGAAGACCAUCCAGAUUCAAGUCUUCCAGUCCCAUUGCCACGUGUGAAGAAACGUCUCAGUGGUUCUUUUCCAGAUGAUCUUCCAGCCCCUUCAUCCUCCCUUCCAUCGCGAGCAGGUUCAGAUACCAUUGCUCCCCAAACAGAAGACCAUCGAGAUUCAAGUCUUCUAGUCCCGGUCCUACGUGUAAAGAAACGUCUCAGUGGUUCUUUUCCAGAUGAUCUUCCAGGCCCUUCAUUCACCACUUCAUCUCAAGCAGAUUCAGACAACAUUGUUCUCCAAACGAGAGACCCUCAAGAUUCAAGUCUGCCAGUCCUGGCUUCACGUGUGAAGAAACGUCUCAGUGGUUCUUUUCCAGAUGAUCUUCCAGCCCCUUCAUCCUCCCUUUCAUCUCAAGCAGGUUCAGAUAGCAUUGCUCCCCAAACAGAAGACCAUCAAGAUUCAAGUCUUCCAAUGCCAAUGCCACGUGUGAAGAAACAUCUAAGUGGCUCAUUUCCAGAUGAUCUCACUGUUCCCUCGAGUUGUCCACCUGCUGUAGAUUUACUUAACAUAGUCCUUGAAGGAGUACCAAGUGAUGCAAGCAUACCCAUCCCAAUUCCCCACUCAGAGAAACUCAGUGAUAAGUUCUCUGAUGAGAACCUUCCAAGCUUUCCUCAAGAAGAAGGCAAGCUUCAUCUCUCAGAAAACAAACAAUGUUCUGUUGAAGUGGACACGCAGGUGAGGGCAGAAGCAGAGAUUGAGAGCCUUGAAGAUUGCACCACCUCAAGUGCCAAUGAAGUAGAGCAAAACAGAAAAGGCCUGGAGGAGUCUGGUUUAGAACCUGUUGGCCAGUUAGUACCUGAUGUAACAGUUAUCAGUGAAAAACCUAAGACUGGUGCUCCACUUGGUGAACAUUGUAAGGACAAAUGGGAUACAGACCAACAAAUUGAAAAAGAUAAAAGUGUUGAGGAAGAAAAGGAUGCUGUACAUUCUGGAGAUUAUGAGGUUGAUUUGAGCAUGGACACUGUAGAUGACACAGGUGUUAUCAUAGAUGUAUUUAGACAAGAAUUAGCUGAAGACUCCUCCAGUCUUCCUGUGCCAAUGCCUCGCGUGAAGAAACGUUUAAGUGCCUCUUUCCCAGAAGACGUCUCCAUUCCCAGUUCCUCAUCAGCCAAUCAACAUGAGGUUUCAGAAAAGGCCAAUAAUGAGCCGACAGUGCCUGUUCGUAAUAAACGAAAAGCUGCAGCAGAUGCCUUAGACCUUCAGGGAAGUUCCACAGCUCACACAUCGCCAACCACUGAAACAGAGAUUGCGACCUUGGUGAAUUCAAGUCAGUCUCUGCUGGAAUGGUGCCAAAAGGUCACACAAGGUUACAAGGGCGUCCGGAUAACAAACUUCAGCACCUCAUGGAGAAACGGCCUCGCUUUCUGUGCCAUCCUGCAUCACUUCCAUCCAGAUAAAGUAAAUUAUGAAAUGCUGGAUCCAUAUGACAUUAAGCGCAACAGCAAGAAGGCGUUUGAUGGCUUUGCCGAACUGGGCAUCUCUAGGUUGAUAGAGCCCUCUGACAUGGUGCUGCUGGCAGUGCCCGACAGGCUCAUCGUGAUGACGUAUCUCAACCAGAUCCGCACCUAUUUCACGGGCCAGGAGCUCAGUGUCAUACAGAUCGAGAAGAACAGCAGCGAGUCCAGUUACGCUGUUGGAGAGAAGAGGGAGGAAGCCGAUCCUGAAGCCGCUGUUCGCUACUGCGCAGAAAGGCUCCAGGGCAGCGGCAUUACUCUUGAGACCAAUGGAUGCUUCCCUGAAAAGGAGGUCAAGGAAGGUGCUGGUGUUUUGGUGCCACCUCCAAGAACGAAGCGAACGCAGGGCCCGAGCCAGGCUGGAGGAUCAGGGUCCACUCAGCCUCCGGUGGCACCACCAAGAACUCACACCUCAAAGGCUUUUUCUCAUCUCAAGGAUGCAGAUCUUGUUAAAAAGCGCAGAUCGAAGCUGCGGGGAGAGUCACUGGAUGAGCCUGAACCACACGAACAGCAGAGCGGUACAGAGGCUGCAUCAGUCCAAGCAGAAAGUGAAGCAGCCAAAGGAGGCUCAGAGUCACAAAACGUAGAGAAUGUUGAAGAAGCCACUGCAGGAGAGAAUCAGGAUGUCAGUCAAUAUGUACUUAGUGAGAUGCAGGCUGUGGAGGCUGAACAGAAGCAGAUAGAUCGCAGAGCAGACAUUGUGGAGAGGAAACUAAGAAGACUUAUGGAAUCUGGUAGUGAUCGUGUAGAAGAAGAGACACUGAUUCAGGAGUGGUUUACCCUGGUCAACAAGAAGAACGCUUUGAUCAGGAGACAAGACCAUUUGCAGUUACUACAAGAAGAGCAAGAUUUGGAGAGGAAAUUUGAGCUGCUAAAGAUAGAGCUACAAGAUUUAAUGGCUGUGGAAGAAUGGAAGAAAACCCAGGCCCAUAAAACCAGAGAGCAGCUGUUGUUGCAGGAGCUGGUGUCUUUAGUCAACCAGAGAGAUGAGCUUGUGCAUGAUAUAGACGCCAAAGAGAGAGGGGCUCUUGAAGAGGACGAGAGGUUGGAGAGAGGACUAGAAAUGAGGCGCAGGAAAUAUGGAAGUCGGAAAGAGAAGUGUGUGUUACAGUGAGGGAUCCUGUGCACCUGCUUUUAUACAGGACUGUCCCCCGUUAAACACUGUGCUGAUGGACUAGUGAGGUGUGUGUGGACCAUAUCACAUUAAAUGAUAAGGAGAUUGUGACUAGAUAAAUUCUCAGUCCUCAUGUUGAAAAGUUUGAGCAGCAUUAAUGCUCAUUUCAGGGUGGAUUAAAAGUCGUUUUCUUUUAGAGACAUUUUUAGUCUCAGAAUAUUUGUCUGAAAACGUGAAAUAGACAGUAAUGGUCCAUAGUCUUCUGACAGCAGUUCUUGUUUUACAUUUUCAGUAAAAAUAAUAUACAUGUGACCUUUGCAGUGUUAUUACCUUAUUUAACUUGUUUGUAUAAGUCGGUUGCUGCAGUGAUUUUAAGGUAUCUCAAAGCUAUGUAAAA